Messenger RNA from Dicentrarchus labrax (European seabass), 1313 nucleotides. Its product is annotated as CAAX prenyl protease 2-like. The record is from RefSeq and is a predicted model, not a curated record. Gene Ontology annotation, cellular component: endoplasmic reticulum membrane. Gene Ontology annotation, biological process: CAAX-box protein processing. The transcript has 9 exons. Bases 314 to 1249 code for a protein of 311 amino acids. Lineage: Eukaryota; Metazoa; Chordata; Actinopteri; Moronidae. Gene Ontology annotation, molecular function: metalloendopeptidase activity.
AUUCGUUCAGCCAGCUGAAGUUUGGAGACUAUAUAAGACAGACCAACUCUACCACUGUACCUUUGUGAAGAUGUGCAACUGGACAAUGAGGGUUGUUCUUGGUUUGCUGUUGUUCCUGCUCAGUCUGUGUGGCUCAGGGGCUCAGGGGGAGGGUGGAGGCCUCGACGAGCAGAGAUCUCCACUUCAUGAGGAUCUACUAAUCUGAAUUGACAGACAGAACCAAACCAAUCCAAAGCGUGAUGCACCUGCCCUAGCUUGAAGCUCACCUGAGGCACCUCCUUGAAGCUCUAGUAGCAAAACCCACGGUUCUGUCAUGCUGGAAUCAGAACAUGGCCCUAUAACGCAUGAGGAGCACGCCCACACAAGAUGUUGGGUGUGUGUACUGAGCUGCCUCCUGCUCGCCUGUGUGUACGUUGGCAGUUUGUACGUCUGGAGGAGCAGCUUACCCAGGGACCACCCCAGUGUGAUUAAGCGUCGCUGUGCCAGUGUGCUGCUGGUCUCCACACUGUCACCUGCAGUGGUGAAGGGGUGGAUACACUGGGCUGAUGUCAGGGUCGAUGCGUCAGUGUGGGAGUUGAUGGGAGUUCGAUUGGAAAGCCUGGUUCCUGCAGCGAUACUGCCACUACUACUAACCAUGGUAUGUUAUCUCGGUCCCCUGGUCCAGUCUGCAAUGGACAACCCCAAAGGCUUCACUGGGGAACUGCAGUCUGCACUAGAUGUUCAGUCAUGGAGGUUGUGUGUGGGAGAUGUAGUGUGGCUCAGGAACCAGGUGGUGGCACCACUGACAGAGGAGCUGGUGUUCAGAGGGGCCAUGAUGCCCAUGCUGGUGCCCUGCACAGGACCCACAGCUGCCAUCUUCAUGGCUCCGCUGUUCUUCGGUGUUGCUCAUUUCCACCAUAUCAUAGAGCAACGGCGCCUCCACAAGGACAGUAUGAGUGUCAUACUCUUGGUGUCAGGGAUGCAGUUCUUGUAUACAACUGUGUUUGGUGCCUUUACUGCCUUUAUAUUCAUGAGAACUGGUCAUGUCGUGGGUCCAGUUUUGUGUCAUUCGUUCUGUAACAGUCAGGGCCUGCCCGACAUCAGCUCUGCCCUGAAACACCCUCAACAAUCAGCUCUUGUCUUCUCGUAUUUGAUGGGGGUGCUGUUGUUUCUGGUGCUUCUCUUCCCGCUGACAGACCCCUUCUUCUAUGGUGACAUUCCCGUCUGCAGCCUGGCUCUCCCUCCAGCGUCUGUAUGCCAGAUGAAAUGAAAUGAAAUAUACUCCCACUCUUAAAACUACAUUUCAUUUUCAAAUAAAAAAAGUAUUUAUAUGA